Messenger RNA from Strongylocentrotus purpuratus (purple sea urchin), 2957 nucleotides. RefSeq names its product dehydrogenase/reductase SDR family member 4. The record is from RefSeq and is a predicted model, not a curated record. The transcript has 9 exons. Bases 39 to 923 code for a protein of 294 amino acids. Gene Ontology annotation, molecular function: carbonyl reductase (NADPH) activity. Lineage: Eukaryota; Metazoa; Echinodermata; Echinoidea; Camarodonta; Strongylocentrotidae.
UACGAGCAGACUGAACUCACUCGACUUCGAUCAUUUUGAUGAGUUAUCUACCCGCUAAUUUACACUACAGCUUACAUGUGCACAGAAUGUUUUCCCUUACAAGAUUGCUGUCUGUAGGUAGAUCUAUCAACCAUUUUAGAAUGGCAAGUGCAGCUGCGACGGGUUCGAGACGUUUGGAAGGAAAAGUGGCAGUAGUAACGGCUUCUACAGAAGGUAUCGGCUAUGCCAUCGCUAAGAGACUAGGUGAAGAGGGUGCACACGUUGUGAUCAGCAGUCGUAAGCAAGCCCAUGUAGACCAUGCACUGAAGACCUUGAAGGAGGCCAACCUCAGCGUCAGUGGGCUUGUGUGCCACGUGGGCAAGCAAGCCGAUAGGGCGAAACUCAUAGAGACGGCUGUCAAAGAGAAUGGUGGAUUAGAUAUCUUGGUAUCUAAUGCUGCAGCAAAUCCUCACUUCGGUAAUAUAUUAGAUUGUGAUGAACAAGCCUGGGACAAGAUAUUUGAUAUCAACGUCAAGUCAACAUUCCUACUUGUAAAGGAAAGUGUGCCGCACAUGGUCUCAAGAGGAGGAGGAUCUAUUGUUGUUGUCUCAUCAAUAGCAGGAUAUAUGCCCUUUGAGUUAUUGGGACCAUACUCCGUCAGUAAGACCGCCCUCUUGGGUCUAACUAAGGCACUCACUCCACAGCUUUCAGAUAUGAACAUAAGAGUUAACUGCGUAGCGCCGGGUCUAGUCAAAACUAAAUUUAGCUCUGCCUUACUGUCAUCAGAGGAGAGUACCAAGCUGGCCUUGAGUGGUAUUCCUAUGAAACGAGCUGGAACUCCCGAUGAGAUUUCAGGAAUAGUCUCUUUCCUGGCCUCUGAUGAUGCUAGCUACAUCACUGGAGAAAACAUACUAGUGGCAGGAGGGGCUCCAUCAAGACUUUAAUCAUAUUGAUAUAACCUUAUCAUAUAUUGUAUAGCAUAUUGAGAGAGAUAGUUGUGACACGCGAUCAAAGGUCAAUUCAUAGAGCUCCAAAGUUCCCUUCACGUAAAAUCUCUAUGGGAGGGAAGUAUUUGGAUCUCCAUAAAUUGACCUUUGAUCGCUUAUGUGUGUGCGUGUGUCAUAACUAUCUCCCUCAACACACUAUGAUACAGUGGAACCAUGGUAUAACAGGAACCUUCAAAUUGCCAAUCAUGAAGAUUACCUAAAACAUAGAAUUUUGCCCCACAUAGUAUUUCAAAUCUGGAGCUCUUUUUCAAACACAUCCUUUAAUAGUGAGUACCCUAUUUUGUGAAUAAUUUUCAAAAACCUGUCACUUUUGAAAAAAAUUAAGGGCAGAGAUUAUAUCUAUAGAAUAGCCUGCGAUAGCUUUUUAGAUAAGAGACAACUCAUCCAUCACUACAGCACACAUUUAAUUUAAAGUGUUGCGUUAGGAACAUUGUAUACAAAAUGCACAAAUAUUAACAAUGGAGUGGUAGAUUGAGUUAUUGAAUAACUUUAAUUUUUCCAUGUACAAGCAGGGUAGACACUCAUCAUGUAACACCUUCGUAAUUAAUUUUAUUAACCCUAACAAUGUAAUAAUUGUUAUAUAUGUAUAAAGAUAUAAAGCAAGACCUCUUGUUAUUGUCAGUAGCCUACAUAAUAUUGUCUUACUAAUAACGUCUUACUAAUAACCGGAAGAAAAAAAACUAGUGGUUUAUCAAUUAUGGAUUCCACUUAAAGCAUGUAUAAUUCUUUCAAUGACCCUUUUUUGUUUAAUUAUCAGAGGGUGCUGACUCCCAAAAUAUCAAAUAGAGUCGACACUUGUCGGGUUCUCAAAAGACAAAACUUUAUAUUUUAUGAGAAAAUAUUUUAAGUUAGUAAGAAAAGACAAAAUUCUGUACUUUAUGAUAAAAAUAUAAGUGUUAGGACAAGGCUGGUAAUGACCUCAAACAGUCUGAACAUUGUAAUACAUGUAUUUUAGACAUACGUUUAUACUGUAAAAGUUCUUCCCAAUUAUGCACAUAUCUAUCCUAUGAACCAAGAGAAGCGACUCCCACCUGUGUUCUUGUACCCAAGUGUGAUUCACAGAAUUGUGAUGUACAGUGCCCGGGUACAAUAUGGCUUCGUGCAAAUGAAGGCAAACAUCUUGUAUACCAAAAUUGAUGCGAGAUAGCUGCUAAGCGAUACCAAAUGCUAAUCCAAGGAUAAGCUGAAUUAUAGCUGAAAUAAACUUUAUAGAUUUUGAAUUAUGUUAUCGUGCCUUGAUGCUAAAUAAAUGUAUAAAGUAUCGGUAGUUCUUGGAACUGAUAUUGUGAUUUUGUAUUAUUUUGUAAAUGAAUAUAUUGGCAAAGCCUUUUUUAGAAGGUAUGAAUAUGAUUAAACUUAUUGACCAUUAUUCAUUGUCGUUUUCGUUUUAUGAGUCAUGACUGACCCUUUGUGACCCUAUUGAUGAUGACGUUUCAACCACUUAUACAUGGUUCACUGCAUUUUACCAUAUUCAUAUCAAGGGCCAAUAUCUUUGCAUUACUUUUCCCCAAACUAUUUUUCUAAAAAAAAAAUCCUCUUGUGAAUGAACUAAAUGCAGUGGAGCCUUGUUAUAAUGAGGUCUUUAGCACCAUGGGAAUUGCCUUAUUAUAUCAGGAAUGUUGUUAUAUCAGGGAAAUAAAAACUAAAGAAUAUAAAGAGAUGGGAACAGCAAAAACACACUGUUAUAACAGAUACCUCAUUAUAUCAGAGGUCUUUAUAAUGAGGUUCCACUUUAUCUCUGGCACAUAGUGUUAGGCUUUCUUGCACUUGGUCUCUCUGACCAUUCAGGUAUUAAAUAGAUGUACCAAUACAAAUACUUUCAUCCUGUACAACUACCUCACAUUUAUGCUGCCUCAUUUCCAACUAUGAGAGGAAAAGUUGAUUAUGUUAGUUGUGUGAUUGUGUUUAAAUUUGUGAUUUAUUAUGAUAUAGAAAUAAAAACUGAACUUUGUUACAACAAAGAAUUCCUCA